GCAGCCUUGUCUUCAGAUAUAUGAAAUACAAAAGUGCAUAAUGAUUCGCAGCAUAACUUUAGUGGUAUUUCUUUUAGCAUAUAAAAGUUUUUGUUAUCAAACUGAUUAUUAUUGGAAAGAUUACACGGGAAUAAUACCAGAUGAUGCUUUUAUAGCAGGCCACGAUUACAAUGGUGAAAAUAUUUAUGUAGGUCUUGUAUAUUUAGGUGCAGAAGGAAUAAUACCAGCUACGAUUACACCUGGUGAAAAAAACACUUAUGCCGCAGCCGGAAGCGACUCAGUGAAAUCACAAAAUUAUAUACAGAUUUUAUGUAACCAGCAUCCAGGAAGUCUCAAAUGGAUACCAGUAAAUAAAACCGAUUUCCAUUUUAUAACCAUGCACAAACAGUUGGUCAGAGGUGGGAUCCAAAAUUCGAAUUGGCUGCAUAUUGGAAGAAUCAAUCACCAGGGGUCUUUAAUAGUUGGAAAAAUUAUGUCAGGACGGGCACCAAUAAAUGAUGCCUUCAUGAGUUAUGUUUAUAAUGAAGACGUGAAAAAAGCUAACUCAUUUGAGACUUUAACAUUUGUAAACUUGGAGGAUAAUGAGCUUAUUGAACCUAAGUAGUAAAAGGAUAUGAUUUAGGUAGUAUUGUUCAAACUUCAUUUAUUAUUUCAAAAAAAAAAAACAACAAAAAAAAAACAUUCCUAAACAAAAUCACAAUAAAUAAUUAUUAAACUAAAUCACAAAGCCCUUAGUUAGUUCUUUUUGUCUGCUUUGUCAGUUUUUUGAUCAUCUUUUUUCAAUGCUUCUUUACUAACUUCAGCUGCAUCCAAUUUUGGAUGUGUAUGUUCGAAAUAGCAUUUAUGAAUCAAAUAAACAGUUUCACAGGCGUCUUUCCCUUUCACCUGACAUUUGUCGACGAUUUCUAGGGCCUUUUUCUUAUCAGCUUGAGCGGGCAGUUUAGCUUCAAUAACGUCUUUUUGAACUUCCCCUUUAUCGUUAACAAAACCAGCUUUUUGAUAGAAACAUUUGGUGAAACAUCUUAGAGCUGCGUCAUCAGUGAAUUCACCGUAGUCGGCUUUCUCAAUUAGUUCUGGGUCGACUUUGGUUUCUUUUAUGCAUUGUUGACGAUUUUCAAUUAUUUUUUUUCUUUAAUUGAACGGUAAUUACCUGACAUGAAAUGGCGGAAACCACUGCGAAAGCGAUCGAAAAUUUCAACAGGUUGUUCAUUUCACAGUUUUACUUGUUGUACGUGUGAUUAAUUUCGAUCUACAAUUAAGCCGAUUCUUUAAAAACUGCAUUGUUUAUAUACGGUUACUAGUAAACGGCGUGGAGGUCGGGUAUUUUGCCGUAUCUCCUCGUCCGAACCAGUUUAUCUAUUAUGUUCUCAACCACAAAGAACUAAUUUAAUACACCUUAGCUAAUAAUUAGUUUUUUUCCGGUUAGAUAAUGGAUAACACCCGAAAAUGGUCAUAAUGGUUGCGUC
This is a messenger RNA of Ceutorhynchus assimilis (cabbage seed weevil), 1466 nucleotides long. The record is from the annotation of a GenBank genome assembly. Lineage: Eukaryota; Metazoa; Arthropoda; Insecta; Coleoptera; Curculionidae.